CGUGCAGCACCGCAAUCCACAGCCAUCCCCCUCCUGGAGCGUGUCCCCUUUUGGAGAACGUCCAGUUUCGCAGAAGUUUUUUCUCCUUCUUUUCCCUCCCGUUCAUGCAGACUGAUCUCCCAGCAGCACAUCCAGGCUUUUCCUUGCGAGCCCGUCCCCGCUGGAUCAUGAGGUGCUUGACGGUCUAUCGCUGACUGCAACAACCCCGGCUCAUCCGGUCCGCCACGUUUCUACUGCCCGUUUCGCCCUCGCGCAUCAAAAUCUCUCCCUGCUACAUACACCCUGACACCCGCGAGCCAUCCCAUCCCAUCACGAGCACCACCAAUUUCUGCCACCGGUCCCAAUCUCGGCCACGCUUCCCGAAGACCCCGAUUCUUUCUGUUCGCCAUCGCCGCCGUCGCAACUUGAAUAGAAGAUUGCAAUUCUUUCACCGUACGCGCCUGGCUCACAAGGAAGACGGACGGCUUGCUUGGCUUUCGAAACAACAGCACGAGCCACAGCAUCAAAGGCGCUUUUCCCCCCAAGUCCCGCCAUCCUUUUGUUGGCCCCGGACUAUUUUUACUCGACGACACGUAUACGAUCCGAGUUGUUGCUUUGGGUAGUCUAGGCCGUAUUCACUGCCCUGGUGUCGAAUCGGUGACGGUACCGGACGGGGCCAGCCUGGCGAACGCAAGUGGGUUGAUCGGGCGCUGCCCGGAAUCCCCUCCUCGACAUGGCUUCUCCACCAAUGGCAGAAGAGGGGAACGAUAACUUGGGGCCGGAAAUAUCGAUGCAGAGGACACGAUGGGCCACCCGGAAGAUGACGGUGAAGAGUGGGACGAAGAAGCGUCUAUCACUGAUAGGCAGGAAACAACACAACCGGACCGCGUCGGAAAAGAAGAGGGCAUCUGGAGGAGCAGGUUCGCUACAGCAGCCCGAGGAGGCUGUCCCAGAAGAAGCAGAGGUCGAUACCCAGAGCGAGAGUGCGCACGACGAGGGCGGCCCUGCUCCAAGACAACUUUAUUUUGGCCAGCCGUUGCCACGCGAACUCCAAGACGAAGAAGGCAAGCCGGCUCGACAGUUUACGAGAAACAAGAUCCGAACGGCCAAGUACACGCCAUUAUCCUUUAUUCCUAAAAACCUUUUCUUUCAAUUUCACAAUGUCGCCAACAUAUUCUUCUUGUUCAUAGUGAUUCUAGUUAUUUUCCCUAUUUUUGGUGGUGUUAAUCCUGGACUAAACGCCGUACCCCUAAUUUUUAUUAUCUGCGUUACCGCAGUCAAGGACGCCAUCGAAGAUUACCGACGGACGAUCCUGGAUAAUGAGCUCAACAAUGCCCCCGUUCAUCGGUUACUCGGGGUCGAGAAUGUGAAUGUGGAGGAGGACAACGUUUCUCUUUGGCGGAGGAUAAAGAAGGCAACUUCGCGGUUCUUUGGAGCUCUCUGGCGUGCCAUCGAGGGGUUAUGGAAGAAGGACGAACACGCUGCCGAGGAGAAGUCGAAGUCGGUCGAUCCGCGCAUGUCGAUUGAGACCAGGACGACACCCUGGGAGGCGGUCGCAUCACCCAUGUCACGAAACUCGUUUGUCUCGGCUCGAGAAGAAAUUCAAAUGACGCCAGUACCAUCGCCGUUGCCACGAAAUCAUGAAGAGGCUCCCAGCACCUCUACCGCCGUGGAAAAUGAGGGCCUUCUUCUCCAAGCGCUCAAGGGUGAUAUGAUAAACCCAGACGUUCCGAUCUCUGGUAAGGCCAGGUUUCACAGGGAUGCUUGGAAGAGCUUGGUUGUGGGCGAUUUUGUCCGUAUCUACAACGACGACGAACUUCCGGCCGAUAUCAUCAUUCUCGCGACUUCGGAUCCCGAUGGUGCAUGCUACGUGGAAACCAAGAACCUGGAUGGUGAAACCAACUUGAAAGUUCGGUCCGCCCUUCGAUGUGGUCGUACUCUGAAGCAUGCCCGUGAUUGCGAACGAGCUCGGUUCGUGAUUGAAAGCGAGCCGCCUCAGGCAAAUCUCUACAAGUACAAUGGUGCGAUCAAGUGGCAGCAAAAGGUACCCUGGGAUCCAAAAGGGGAGCCCAGGGAGAUGUCGGAACCUAUCAGCAUCGACAACAUGCUUCUCCGCGGAUGCAAUCUGCGCAAUACUGAGUGGGCUCUCGGCAUCGUUGUCUUCACCGGCCACGACACCAAGAUCAUGAUGAAUGCAGGUAUCACGCCCAGUAAGCGGGCCCGCAUCGCUCGCGAGCUGAACUUCAACGUCAUCUGCAAUCUGGGUAUUCUCGUGGCGAUCUGCUUGGUGGCUGCUUUUGUGAACGGUGUUACCUGGGCCAAGGACGAUGCUUCGCUCGCUUGGUUUGAAUAUGGCUCCAUCGGCUCAACGCCGGAACUGACGGGGUUCAUCACAUUCUGGGCUGCUGUCAUCGUCUUCCAGAACUUGAUUCCGAUUUCCCUGUACAUUUCGCUCGAAAUUGUACGGACGCUACAGGCCUACUUCAUCUACAGCGACAUUGGGAUGUACUAUGAUAAGAUCGAUCAGCCUUGUAUCCCCAAGUCCUGGAAUAUCUCUGAUGACGUCGGUCAAAUUGAAUACAUCUUCUCGGACAAGACAGGCACACUCACGCAAAACGUCAUGGAGUUCAAGAAAGCCACGAUCAACGGUCAACCUUACGGCGAGGCCUACACGGAGGCACAGGCCGGCAUGAACAAGCGUAUGGGCAUCGACGUUGAGAACGAGGCGAAGGUGAUCCGGGCCGAGAUCGCCGCAGCCAAGGUGAGGGCCCUGGAAGGCCUUCGUUCGCUCCAUGAGAACCCGUACCUGCAUGACGAGGACUUGACCUUCAUUGCCCCUGAUUUUGUGGAGGAUCUCGCUGGUAAGAACGGCAGGGAACAGCAAGAGGCAAACGCGCAUUUCAUGCUGGCCCUUGCUCUCUGUCACACAGUGAUCGCGGAGAAGGUUCCCGGCAACCCUCCUAAGAUGGAAUUCAAGGCUCAAUCUCCAGAUGAGGCUGCCCUGGUGGCAACCGCCCGCGAUAUGGGUUUCACAGUCCUCGGCUCCGCCAACGAUGGGAUCAACGUCAACGUCAUGGGCGAGGACAGGCAUUACCCGGUUCUCAACACCAUCGAAUUCAACUCUAGCAGAAAGAGGAUGAGCGCAAUCGUGAGGAUGCCCGACGGCAAGAUCAUCUUGUUCUGCAAGGGUGCCGACAGCAUCAUUUACUCGCGUCUCAAGAAAGGAGAACAGCAGGAACUUCGCAAGGAAACCGCCAAACAUCUCGAGAUGUUCGCCAUCGAGGGUCUCCGUACUUUGUGCAUUGCACAAAAGGAGCUCUCCGAGGAAGAAUACCGCGAGUGGCGAAAGGAGCACGACCUUGCCGCCACCGCGCUGGAAAACCGCGAGGACAGGCUCGAGGAGGUUGCUGAUAAGAUCGAGCGUGACUUGACCCUGCUGGGCGGCACGGCUAUUGAAGACAGACUUCAGGACGGUGUCCCUGACACCAUCGCUCUUCUCGGCGAUGCCGGCAUCAAGCUCUGGGUCCUGACUGGCGACAAGGUCGAAACGGCCAUCAACAUCGGUUUCUCUUGCAACCUCUUGCACAACGACAUGGACCUUCUUCGCAUCCAGGUUAACGAGGAUGAAAGUGGCAUGUCUUCGGAAGAGGAUUAUCUGGCGCACGCUGAAGAACAACUCGACAACGGUUUGGCCAAGUUUCAGAUGACUGGCAGUGACGAAGAGCUUAAGAUGGCUAAGAAGGACCACGAACCCCCGGCCGCUACUCACGGUCUCGUCAUCGACGGUUUCACCCUCCGCUGGGUGCUCAGCGAUGCUCUGAAGCAGAAGUUCUUGCUCUUGUGCAAGCAGUGCAAGUCAGUUCUCUGCUGCCGUGUCAGUCCCGCCCAAAAAGCCGCCGUGGUUGCCAUGGUCAAGAAUGGUCUCGAUGUCAUGACCCUGUCGAUUGGUGAUGGUGCCAACGAUGUGGCCAUGAUCCAGGAAGCCGACGUUGGUGUCGGUAUUGCUGGUGUCGAAGGUCGUCAAGCCGUCAUGUCUUCGGAUUAUGCCAUUGGACAGUUCCGCUUCUUGCAGAGGCUUGUUCUUGUUCACGGCCGAUGGUCCUACCGGCGCUUGGCAGAGUCGAUUAGCAACUUCUUCUACAAGAACAUGAUUUGGACCUUUGCCAUUUUCUGGUUCCAAAUCUACUGCAACUUCGACAUCGCUUACAUCUACGAGUAUACCUAUAUCCUAAUGUUCAAUCUCUUCUUCACCUCGGUGCCGGUCAUUCUCAUGGGUGUGUUGGACCAGGAUGUGUCGGACACUGUGUCGUUGGUGGUGCCUCAGCUCUAUCGACGUGGCAUUGAGCGCAAGGAAUGGACACAGACCAAGUUCUGGGCAUAUAUGGCUGAUGGUGUCUACCAGUCCGCCGCUUGUUUCUUCAUCCCAUUCGUGUUCGUCACCUUGACGGCCACAGCAGCCGGCAACGGACUGGACAUCGCAGAGCGCACCCGUCUUGGGUGCUACAUUGCCCACCCGGCCGUCUUCACGAUCAAUGCCUACAUUCUCAUCAACACCUACCGAUGGGAUUGGCUGACAUUGCUCGCCAUAGUAAUCAGCGACAUCUUCAUCUUCUUCUGGACUGGAGUGUACACGGCUAGUACCUACGCUGUCACGUUCUACCAAGCCGCCCCCCAGGUUUACCAGGAGUUGACCUUUUGGAUGUGUUUCAUUGUCACGCCGGCUAUUUGCUUGCUUCCGCGUCUCGUGGUCAAAUGCAUUCAGAAGCAGACGUUCCCUUACGAUGUGGACAUCAUUCGGGAGCAGGCCAAGCAGGGCUUGUUCGAUGACCCGCAGGCUGUUGCGACUGCAGCUGCCGCGUCCGAGGGUCUCGAGGGUACCUCUACGGGCUCUUUAGCCUCUUCGGGCAAGAUGUCGGGCAGAAGCCGCAAGUCUAAGCACGCUCAAUAUGCAAGCGUGGACGAAGACAGGCGGCCUAUCUAUCCUCCCUCCAUCGCAGCCACGCACAACACACGCGCACAGAACGGCAGCGAUGGCACCAACUACAUCAUGCAAAACCGGCAGUCCAUGGAUCUCCCUGAGGCCGAGCCGGUUGACAGCAUUCAAAGAGAAAUUACCGGACCUGGCCGGCCCUCGAUAGACCGUGCCAGGCCGUCGUAUGACCGAGUGAGGCGAUCCAUAGAUCGGGUCCGUCCCAGCUUCGAGGCCAGUAACGACUUCACCUCGGCGGCGCGGCUCAGUAGGAUUGAGUCGAGCCAUUCGGCUCAAGGACUGCCGGGGCAGCGAAGGUUCAACCUGACCACGGUCAGGAAACGAGGGUUAUCGGCAUUCUCCAAGCAAAGCAUUGAAUGAUUUGGUGUUGUAGAGGCGUGUUUGCUCUUGGAGGUUGAAAAUUCGACUGUAUAUUAUAUUGGUUCCGGGACGACACACGCGUUGUUGCAGGGCAGCAUCGCUGCUCUUUCUCCCUCCGCUGUUCCUCGAUUUACCUCUGUGGUGUCUUUGAAUUUUUCUCUUUUUCCUUUUUUGUUCUUGAUAUCCCGGGUGUUUUUGCCACGUAGAGCUGUGUGGCGCACCCAUCGCGCCGUUUAGAGCUUGAAGAUGGUGAGGGUGGGGAUGGAAAAGAGAGGAAGGGGCUGAUUGGGAGGAAGGUUGUUUUUGGAGGUUGUAACUCAGAGAAGACUUGGCCUUUUGGUGGUGGUGGUGGUGGUGGGUGGUCAAGACAGAAUACUCUCCUUUUUUUGCGAGACACAAGUCGUUUCUGUUGUUUACUGUUUUCUGAGAUUAAUGAAGCCGGCGUUUGGAUGGUGCAUUUGCAAUUUUCUGGAGUUUGUACUUGCCUGGGGGG
Messenger RNA from Podospora pseudopauciseta, 5822 nucleotides. RefSeq names its product phospholipid transporting ATPase (gene DNF1). Lineage: Eukaryota; Fungi; Ascomycota; Sordariomycetes; Sordariales; Podosporaceae. Gene Ontology annotation, molecular function: ATP hydrolysis activity; ATP binding; ATPase-coupled intramembrane lipid carrier activity. Gene Ontology annotation, biological process: phospholipid translocation. Gene Ontology annotation, cellular component: plasma membrane; trans-Golgi network. Bases 713 to 5329 code for a protein of 1538 amino acids. The record is from RefSeq and is a predicted model, not a curated record. The transcript has 3 exons.